AUGACACUCGAAAUCGAAGCUCGCGACAUUGAAACAUUCGUAGCUGACAUAAACGGAGGAAGAUGGGACACGAUUUUACCUCAAGUUGCUCAACUUAAGCUACCGAGGAAUAAGUUAGAGGAUUUGUACGAACAGAUUGUUUUGGAAAUGAUUGAGUUACGAGAAUUGGAUACUGCUCGUGCUAUUUUAAGACAGACUCAAGCUAUGGGUGUCAUGAAGCAGGAACAGCCGGAAAGAUAUUUGAGGCUCGAGCAUUUGCUUGUUAGAACUUAUUUUGAUCCUAAUGAGGUUUUUGUUACUACUUUGUUUGAUCUGAUUUUAGCAAGAAAUAUGGGAUUUGAAUGUAAGGCUUAUCAAGAUUCAACAAAGGAGAAACGACGUGCGCAGAUUGCCCAAGGUUUUUUCCCCAUAUUUGUGCUGUUAAUGGUUGUUGCUUAUAAUUGUGAAGAUUCUGGACGUUAUUUGGGAUUAGAAUCUCUUGCUGCAGAAGUUACUGUGGUGCCACCUUCGAGAUUAAUGGCUCUAAUUGGUCAGGCUCUCAAAUGGCAGCAAUACCAAGGGUUGCUUCCUCCGGGAACUCAGUUUGAUCUAUUCAGAGGAACAGCUGCCAUGAAACAAGAUAUAGAUGAUAUGUAUCCAACAACUCUUUCACACACCAUAAAGGCAGGUGCAUUUAUCCAAAUUUAUUACAUGGACCCUUUCGAAUGA
Dovyalis caffra is the source of this 708-nucleotide messenger RNA. NCBI's taxonomy places the organism in Eukaryota, Viridiplantae, Streptophyta, Magnoliopsida, Malpighiales, Salicaceae. The record is from the annotation of a GenBank genome assembly.